AGCCAGCGCCGCUGUAACCCUGUGCACCGGCGGGUCGCCCGCUCCUGCCCCUUUCAAUCUGCGCCGACGCGGCGGCGCGAUCCCGGGGACUCCCCGCGCCGGGAAUCUCCCGCCAGCUGCGCGCUGCGUCCCGGCGACGGCAGGAGCACGUGGAGCGGCCGGGUAGCCAGAGCGGCAGCUCCAGCCCAACCCAGCCCGGCAGCGAGAUGGAAGAUAUAAAACCAAAUGUGGAACUGAAAAGCACUCAGGAACAGCCUGUGCCCACAGAAGGUCCAGUGAUUUUGAAUGACUACGAUUUAACCAAACCUCAUGAAACAGAAAAUGCAGACAGUGUGGAAGGCCCAACCAAUGAAGAUGAAGAUAUAGGAGAUGAUUCAAUGAAAGUGAAAGAUGAAUACAGUGAAAGGGAUGAGAAUAUUUUAAAGCCAGAGCCCAUGGGAAAUGCAGAAGAGCCUGAAAUUCCAUACAGCUUUUCAAGAGAAUAUAAUGAAUAUGAAAACAUUAAGUUGGAAAGACAUGUUGUCUCGUAUGAUAGUAGCAGGCCAACCAGUGGCAAGAUGAACUGCGAUGUGUGUGGACUCUCCUGCAUUAGCUUCAAUGUCUUAAUGGUUCAUAAGCGGAGCCAUACUGGUGAACGCCCAUUCCAGUGUAAUCAGUGUGGGGCAUCUUUUACUCAGAAAGGUAACCUCCUCCGCCACAUUAAACUGCACACAGGGGAAAAACCUUUUAAGUGUCACCUCUGCAACUACGCAUGCCAGAGAAGAGACGCACUCACAGGUCACCUUAGGACACAUUCUGUCGAGAAACCCUAUAAAUGUGAGUUUUGUGGAAGGAGCUACAAGCAGAGAAGUUCCCUUGAGGAGCACAAGGAGCGCUGCCGUACAUUUCUUCAGAGCACGGACCUGGGUGAGACUGCAAGUGCGGAGGCAAGACACAUCAAAGCAGAGAUGGGAAGUGAAAGAGCUCUCGUUCUGGACAGAUUAGCAAGCAAUGUGGCAAAACGAAAAAGCUCAAUGCCUCAGAAAUUCAUUGGUGAGAAGCGCCACUGUUUUGACGUCAACUAUAAUCCCGGCUAUAUGUACGAGAAAGAGAGUGAGAUGAUACAGACCCGGAUGAUGGACCAAGCCAUCAAUAAUGCCAUCAGCUAUCUCGGUGCAGAAGCCCUGCGCCCCUUAGUCCAGACACCACCUGCUCCCACCUCUGAGAUGGUUCCAGUUAUCAGCAGCAUGUAUCCCAUAGCCCUCACCCGUGCGGAGAUGCCAAAUGGUGCCCCCCAGGACCUGGAAAAGAAGAAUAUCCACCUGCCAGAGAAGAGCCUGCCUUCUGAAAGAGGCCUCUCCCCCAACAAUAGUGGCCAUGACUCCACAGACACUGAUAGCAACCAUGAAGAACGCCAGAAUCACAUCUACCAGCAAAAUCACAUGGUCCCUCCCCGGGUCCGCAAUGGGAUGCCACUUCUGAAGGAAAUCCCCCGCUCUUAUGAACUCCUCAAGCCCCCACCCAUCUGUCCAAGAGACUCCAUCAAAGUGAUCAACAAAGAAGGGGAGGUGAUGGAUGUGUAUCGAUGUGACCACUGUCGAGUCCUCUUCCUGGAUUAUGUGAUGUUCACUAUUCACAUGGGUUGCCAUGGCUUUCGUGACCCUUUUGAGUGUAACAUGUGUGGAUAUCGAAGCCAUGAUCGGUAUGAGUUCUCAUCUCACAUAGCCAGAGGAGAGCACAGAGCCAUGCUGAAGUGAACAUCUGGUCUCCAAGAUGAUUUACGCCUGAGCAUUCAACAUAAUUUGUAAAAACCGACACCCCACCUAACGAAUUAUUCUCCAAACUCAUUUCCAAACUCCCUUCCAUACCAUUUUUAGUGUCCAAAGAGUCAUGUUCACAUGGGCAACAGGGAAAUGCUGUCUUCAUUCAGAAAUUGUUUGCAGAUAAUAUCAUGUUAUCAUUUUUGUUAAACCUUUGUUUUCUCAUUAGGGACUUGAAUUUUUAUGAUAUUUAAAAGCCAGUGAAGUAUUUGGUCAUUAUCUUUUGCAGCAAUGGAACAAGCAGUCCUUGGAGUUUGUUACCAUUCAAAAGAAUCCCCCAGUUGUGCUGCAAGAGACAUUCUUUCUGAGACACACAGAUACAUCAGCCAUAUGUGGAAAAGCAUUUUGGUCAUCUGCCUAGGUCCACAAAGAAGAAGAGCUCACCAGCUAACCUGGCUCGGAAGCCAUGCCCUUCUGUACUUAACACAGGCUGAAAGUCUAGGAUAUAGUCUCCUCAUCCCAAAUUAUACUCUAAUGGUAAGGAAAAGAACAGCCAUAAAACAAGUAUCUGUUACCAGUAACUGAAGACUGAAGUCUCUAGGCAGCAGACCCAUUUCUUAGCACACAAGGGGAAAAAAAUCAAGUCAUCCAAUGAUACUUCUGCCUCUACCAUUUAACCUUCCCAUCAUCGAUUAAAAGUUGCUUUGGUUUAAACCAGCCAUGAAUAGGAGAAAUUCUAUAUCAGAAGAACGGAUGGCUUUAAACAUAGACCAUGAUUGAAACUCCAGGAAGUUGUCAGCUUUGGACGAUGGCAUCCAUUUCCUAUGAUCAAGACUGGCAGAACUGGGCUCUGAGGGGGAAACGGUUCAGAAGCACCAUGGGGCAGUGAGGGGGGUGGGUAGUUACCUAAAAGUUCUUGGUCUCCUUCAUGGAGCAUUAGUGUACAGACACUUACCAAUGAUUUCUUUUUUUUGACAAAACACCACCAAAGAAUCCAAAAUGAGUGACUUAGUCUCCCCCUCCCCACAGGAGAGGAAUCAGGGACAGAUGUCAUGUGUGUUGUUUGGGUCUUUGAUGAGCUUCCUGACGGGGUGAGGAGAGGCAACUCUGCUGACAGGUUCUCCUUGAUCAAGCAGGGUGGGUUUCUCUCUCCAUUUUAAGUGGAGCUGCUGUAUGCCACGAAAACUCCUGAAAGAUCUUGAUUCUGCACAUGUAUCGGUCAGCUUUGUCAUCUGUUAUGGGAAAUACGCUAUCAAGGGAGAGUUCAGGGAUAACUGUAAAAUUAGUAUUGCAAUAGGGGUCACGAAAUCUGUUUGUGAAUUCCAUAUUGGCUGCUAAUUAGCUGUAUGACUUUGGGCAAAUCACUUAACUCUUAAAACUAAGUUUCUUCAACCAUAAAGUAGCAGUUGGGUUUAUACAUUCUCUAAGGUCCCUUCCAGCUUUAAAUGUAUGCGAUUAUGCUGUAACCACAGUUACUUUUUAGACCUCUUAAUGCAUGGGUAUUAAGCAGAAGAGUAUGUAUAUGAAUAUCUGUUUCACAUUGCUUUGGUGUGAAAAUGGUAGUGUUGUUAAAUUUUUCCUUUGACCACUGAGUUGUGAAUGUGAAGAGGAUGGUGGGGAGGAACAAAAAACAGGAAGGUAUUUUGAUCUUGCCCCAAAGUAUAUACACAAAGUGGCACCUGCAGCUGCUUGCCAAAGCCUUUUUUUCUCUCUCUCUCUCCUUUUUAAGAACUGGUGUUAGCGAAAAUAAAUUCUGCUUCCAGGGACAACUUCAUGGAGCCUAGUUACACAUUAAGAGUCAGCUUUGUGCACCUUUCUACCAGAGCCAAGAAUCCCCAAUUCCUGGUAGAUUAGUGUUUUAUGUAUCUGCCUUGAUAUUUCGAAAGGGCUUAGGCAUUAGACUUCAACUCAACUAAUUUAUGUGCUGCCAGUAAUUAAAAUGUUCCACCUCAGACUGCA
This is a messenger RNA of Felis catus (domestic cat), 3698 nucleotides long. RefSeq names its product IKAROS family zinc finger 3 (gene IKZF3). The record is from RefSeq and is a predicted model, not a curated record. Gene Ontology annotation, cellular component: nucleus. Gene Ontology annotation, molecular function: RNA polymerase II cis-regulatory region sequence-specific DNA binding; DNA-binding transcription factor activity. The coding region runs from base 207 to 1736 and encodes 509 amino acids. Lineage: Eukaryota; Metazoa; Chordata; Mammalia; Carnivora; Felidae. The transcript is spliced from 8 exons. Gene Ontology annotation, biological process: regulation of transcription by RNA polymerase II.